Molecule: messenger RNA, 8099 nt
Organism: Ficedula albicollis (Collared flycatcher)
Lineage: Eukaryota; Metazoa; Chordata; Aves; Passeriformes; Muscicapidae
Gene: COL18A1
Product: collagen type XVIII alpha 1
Exons: 42
Coding region: 248-7165 (2305 amino acids)
Molecular function (GO): protein binding
Source: RefSeq, a predicted model, not a curated record
CGGGCGGCGGGGUCCCCGCGGGGCCGUGCCGGCAGCGGGAGGCUGGCGCUGGGGAGAGGAGGGCUCGGCGCGGCCACUCCUCCCUCUGCUCCGCUCCGGUUUGAAGGGUCGAGUGCCGGAGCUGGGGAGGAGAGAGCGAUGUGAGUGAGAGUCGGGCCGGGGCAGAACUCCUGCCUCUUCCCUGCUUUCCUUCCUCCAGCCUCCCCGCUCCGCUCUCGGGAGCAACGGAGCUCGUCUUCCCUUUCCAAUGGCCCCACCUCGCUUGGGAUUUCUGCUCCUCCUGGCUUGCUGCUUCUCCUGCUCUGAACCACAGCUCCUGGACUGGGUUUGGGACAGCGCGAAGACCACAGGAAGCCCAGCAGCACCCGGCAAGGGAAUCCCGGCGUCGGAGCCGCCAACCUCGGCAGCAGCUCCGGCUCCCAGCCCGUCCCCAGUGAGGUGGGGUGGCGAGGCGGCAGGGAAUGUCACCACUCCACGGCGGCAGGAGCCAGAUCCUGCUACAGCAGCGCCUGUGGGUGAGGGAACCACGGAGCAGUGGGACAGGAGUGCCACAGGGCUGCUGGAGAGCACGGCACGGGCAAGCAUCGCUCCUCCCCACAUCAUGUCACCUGCUCCAGGUCAGCAGGUGGCCAGCAGCCCCAGGAACAAGCCCCAGCUCCUGGGGACAGGGACCCCGAAGGACCUACAGCUCCUGGGGUCAGGGACCACUGAGGACCCACAGCUCCUGGGGUCAGGGAGCACCGAGGACCUGCAGCUCCUGAGGAUGAAGACCACCAAAGAACUCCAGUUCCUGGGAUCAGUGAGCCCCACGGAGCACUUGGGGACAGGGACUACUGAGGAUCUGCAGCUGCUGGGGUCAGGGACCACUGAGAACCCACAGCUCCUGGGGUCAGGGACCUCUAAGGACCUGCAGCUUCUGGGGUCGGGGACUACUGAGGACCUGCAGCUCCUGGGGUUGGGCACCACUGAGGACCUGCAGCUCCUAGGGAUGGUGAGUACUGCAGACCUGGGAUCAGUGAGCCCCAAGGAGCUCUUGGGGACAGGGACUACUGAGAACCUGCAGCUGCUGGGGUCAGGGACCACUGAGAACCCACAGCUCCUGGGGUCAGGGACCUCUAAGGACCUGCAGCUUCUGGGGUCGGGGACUACUGAGGACCUGCAGCUCCUGGGGUUGGGCACCACUGAGGACCUGCAGCUCCUAGGGAUGGUGAGUACUGCAGACCUGGGAUCAGUGAGCCCCAAGGAGCUCUUGGGGACAGGGACUACUGAGAACCUGCAGCUGCUGGGGUCAGGGACCACUGAGAACCCACAGCUCCUGGGGUCAGGGACCUCUAAGGACCUGCAGCUUCUGGGGUCGGGGACUACUGAGGACCUGCAGCUCCUGGGGUUGGGCACCACUGAGGACCUGCAGCUCCUAGGGAUGGUGAGUACUGCAGACCUGGGAUCAGUGAGCCCCAAGGAGCUCUUGGGGACAGGGACUACUGAGAACCUGCAGCUGCUGGGGUCAGGGACCACUGAGAACCCACAGCUCCUGGGGUCAGGGACCUCUAAGGACCUGCAGCUUCUGGGGUCGGGGACUACUGAGGACCUGCAGCUCCUGGGGUUGGGCACCACUGAGGACCUGCAGCUCCUAGGGAUGGUGAGUACUGCAGACCUGGGAUCAGUGAGCCCCAAGGAGCUCUUGGGGACAGGGACUACUGAGAACCUGCAGCUGCUGGGGUCAGGGACCACUGAGAACCCACAGCUCCUGGGGUCAGGGACCUCUAAGGACCUGCAGCUUCUGGGGUCGGGGACUACUGAGGACCUGCAGCUCCUGGGGUUGGGCACCACUGAGGACCUGCAGCUCCUAGGGAUGGUGAGUACUGCAGACCUGGGAUCAGUGAGCCCCAAGGAGCUCUUGGGGACAGGGACUACUGAGAACCUGCAGCUGCUGGGGUCAGGGACCACUGAGAACCCACAGCUCCUGGGGUCAGGGACCUCUAAGGACCUGCAGCUUCUGGGGUCGGGGACUACUGAGGACCUGCAGCUCCUGGGGUUGGGCACCACUGAGGACCUGCAGCUCCUAGGGAUGGUGAGUACUGCAGACCUGGGAUCAGUGAGCCCCAAGGAGCUCUUGGGGACAGGGACUACUGAGAACCUGCAGCUGCUGGGGUCAGGGACCACUGAGAACCCACAGCUCCUGGGGUCAGGGACCUCUAAGGACCUGCAGCUUCUGGGGUCGGGGACUACUGAGGACCUGCAGCUCCUGGUAAUGGAGCGCACCAAGGACCCACAGCUCCUAAGGACCACCAAGGACCCACAGCUCCUGGGCCAGGGGACCACUGAGAAUCUGCAGCUCGUGGCGAUGAGGAGCACUGAGGAGACUCAGCUGCCAAGAACAGUGACCAGCGAGAGACCAGAGCUCCUGGGCAACACUGAGAACCCACAGCUUGUGAGGAUGGUGACCACCGAGAACCCAGAGUUCCUGGGGACAGGAACUCCUACAGCAAUUGAGACACAGGUGUCCUUGCAGAGACCAGCGGGUCCCCAGACAGGUAGUGCCCCUUUUCCUUUCUCACCAGGUGACAGUACCCAUGAGCGGGCGGUGCCAUUCCAGGACCCCUUGGCACAACCUCCCCACCACCUCCAUGGAGCAUCACCGAACCUAUGGCAUGGCACCGGCCACUUGAGGCUGGCUCUGGCCAGCAGGAACGGGAGCCAGAGCCCCCCUUGGCCUGACCAGAGGGUGGAUAAGGGUGUGGAUCCUCCUGCUGCUUAUUCCUCCGUCCCUCUGGACUUCGACUUAUUAACCGCUACCAUGCAGCUCUACGGGAGCGGUGGCACGGGGCUCUCAUCCUUCUUUCCAGGACUGAUGCCAAUAGCUGGCCGUUGCCAGCCCAUCCCAACCCACCUGCCCGUCUGCAGCGUGCUGGGCACCAGCCAUGUCCGAUUGCCAAAUUACCUCCGGCACAGCAGCGAGGAGGAAAUUCAGGCGGCUUUGCAUGAGUGGGAGGGGCUGCUUAAGUCGCGGUGCCAUCGCUACCUGGAGUGGUUCCUCUGCUUGCUGCUGCUCCCUGGCUGUAGCCCCUCGGUCCCUGUAACCCCCCCACCGUGCCAGGGCUUCUGCGAGGCCGUCAGAGACCUGUGUUGGACUCACUUGGCUGGCGGGCGCCUGCCUCUGCCCUGCGAUGCUCUCCCUGAGGAGGAUGAAGGGGUUUCUUGUGUCUUUAUUAAUGCUUCUGCAGAGAGCCUGAGUGCUGAGGUCAGCCUGCUGGAGCUGAUCGGGGACCCACUGACGGAGGAGAUCCACAGAAUUUAUGGCCCCGACAACAACCCUGGCUACGUCUUCGGUCCCAAUGCCAACACGGGCCAGGUGGCCCGGUACCACCUGCCGAGCCCUUUCUACCGGGACUUCUCGCUGCUGUUCCACAUCCAGCCCACCACGCCCCGGGCCGGUGUGCUCUUUGCCGUCACGGACUCAUCGCAGAGCAUCAUCUACGUGGGCGUCAAGCUCUCGGAGCUGCGGGCGGGCCAGCAGCAGAUCAUCUUCUACUACACAGAGCCCGGCUCGCCCAGCUCCUACCCGGCCGCCACCUUCACUGUGCCCACCCUGCUCAACCAGUGGACGCGCUUCGCCAUCAGCGUGGAGGAGGAGGAAGUUAUCCUCUACCUGGACUGUGAGGAGCACGAGCGUGUCCGCUUUGAGCGCUCCCCGGAUGAGAUGGAGCUGGAAGAAGGCUCCGGGCUCUUUGUUGCUCAGGCUGGAGGGGCUGACCCGGAUAAAUACCAGGGGGUGAUUGCAGAUUUGAAGCUCCGAGGGGACCCGCGGGCGGCCGAGCGCCAGUGUGAGGAAGAGGAGGAUGAUGCAGAGGUCUCCGGGGAUUUUGGCAGCGGGAUGGAAGGUGGACAGCAACCGUCCGGCAAGGUUGAGGCUGUCCCAGGGCUGGUGGAUGCUGUCCCCGUGACCUCCCCCCCCGUGGCGGGGGGCAGUGGCCCGAGGAGUGGCGGGGGGUCCCCACAGCAGGCUGAGAGGACCAGAGCGGAGGAGAGGCUGCGGGUCUCCACGGGAGACACCAGCCGGAAAGGCGAAAAGGGGGAGAAGGGAGAACGUGGCUUGAAAGGGGACUCGGGGACCAGUGGCAUCAUAGGGCCAGGCAGUGUCAAGGGUCAAAAGGGCGAGAAAGGAGACCUGGGUGUCAAGGGCAGUGCUGGAUUUGGCUACCCUGGCUCUAAGGGCCAAAAAGGAGAACCAGGUGACCCUGGACCCCCUGGGACGCACUCUCGGCACGGUGAUGGCUUGGUGGUGGAGCAGGUCACUGGCCCCCCAGGGCCACCAGGGAAGGACGGAGCCCCUGGCAGGGAUGGAGAGCCUGGAGAUCCUGGCGAGGACGGCAAACCCGGUGAAAUGGGGCCCCCGGGGUUCCCUGGGAUGCCGGGGGAGCCGGGUCUGAAGGGGGAGAAGGGUGACCCAGGUGUGGGGCCGAGGGGACCCCCUGGACCACCUGGCCCUCCAGGACCACCGGCACCCCCCUCCAAGAAUGACAAGCUGACCUUCAUCGACAUGGAGGGCUCUGGCUUUGGUGGUGACCUGGAGAGCCUGCGGGGUCCACGAGGGCCACCUGGUCCCCCAGGGCCACCUGGCGUGCCCGGUUUGCCAGGAGAGCCAGGACGGUUUGGGAUGAACCGCACAGACCUGCCAGGACCACCGGGGCUGCCGGGCAGGGAUGGGAUCCCUGGGCCCCAGGGGCCAGUGGGUCCUCAGGGUCCUCCAGGAAGAGACGGGGAGGCUGGGCAGCCAGGCCCCAAAGGAGAGCAGGGCGAUGUGGGUGACCUUGGCCUCCCUGGCCUGCCGGGACCCAAGGGCAGCAAAGGAGAAACAGGACCAGCAGGACCCCCUGGAGAAAUGGGCUUAGCUGGCCUUCCCGGGCCCAUUGGACCCCGAGGGCAGCCAGGGCCCCCCGGCCCCCCGGGACCACCAGGGCCAGGCUACGAGGCUGGAUUUAGUGACAUGGAGGGCUCGGGGCUGCCAUUCACUCCUGGACCACCUGGACCUGAAGGACCACAGGGUGUGCCGGGACUGCCGGGGGUGAAGGGAGAGGUUGGCAGCCCCGGACAGCCUGGCUUGCCGGGACCAAAGGGAGAUGCUGGCAUGCCUGGUGUGGAUGGCCGCCCUGGCCUGGAGGGCUUCCCUGGACCACAGGGACCCAAAGGUGACAAAGGCAGCACCGGUGAGAAGGGAGAGCGAGGCCAAGAUGGAGUGGGGCUGCCUGGCCCCCCUGGCCCACCUGGUCCCCCUGGACAGAUCAUCACUGUGUCCAGUGAAGAUAAGUCCUUGUUGGCUUUUCCUGGUCCAGAGGGCAGACCAGGCCACGCUGGCUUCCCGGGUCCGGUGGGACCGAAAGGAGACCAGGGAUCAACUGGUCUCCAGGGUGCCCCAGGGUUGAAGGGGGAGAAGGGGGAGCCCGGCGUCAUCAUCAGCCCUGAUGGGACCGUGGUCACUGCCAAGGUGAAAGGAGAAAAGGGGGAGCCGGGGCUGCGGGGCCCAGUGGGACCAUCGGGUCCCCCAGGACGAGCAGGGAUGAAGGGAGAGAUCGGCUUUCCGGGCAGACCCGGACGUCCCGGCAUGAAUGGGCUGAAGGGCGAGAAGGGUGACCCCGCAGAUGUGCUGGGCUCACGGGGUCUUCCAGGCCCCCCAGGACCCCCUGGGCCCCCUGGACCCCCUGGCAGCAUAGUCUACAACAAUGGCAAUACCUUCAGCGACUCCAGCCAUCCAGCAUUCCCUGGUUUCCACCAGUUCCAAGGACAAAAGGGAGAGAAAGGUGACACUGGACCCCCAGGACCCCCAGGACAGUUCCCCUACGACGCAAGUCACUUCGGUGCCAGCAUGCGGGGUGACAAGGGGGAUGCAGGUCCCAAGGGUGAGAAGGGUGAGCCAGGCAGCACCCCACUCUACAGUCCUGGAGUCUCUGGCCUUCCAGGUCCUCCAGGGCCCCAGGGAUACCCCGGACUGCCAGGUCCCAAGGGGGACAGCAUUGUUGGGCCACCGGGGCCUCCAGGACCUCAGGGUCCUCCUGGGAUCGGAUAUGAGGGGCGGCAGGGCCCCCCUGGCCCUCCUGGUCCGCCUGGGCCACCCUCCUUCCCAGGUCCCCACAGACAAGCUGUCAGCAUCCCUGGACCCCCGGGACCACCAGGACCUCCCGGACCACCAGGCAUCAGUGGGAUGUCCUUGGGGCUCCGGGCCGUGCCCACGUACCAGGCAAUGCUGAGCGCCGCGCACGAGCUGCCUGAGGGUAGCCUCGUCUUCCUGACCGACCGGCAGGAGCUCUACGUCCGCCUGCGCGGGGGCUUCCGCAGGGUGCUGCUGGAGGAGCAGAACCUGAUCCCCAGUUCGGCUCUGGACAAUGAGGUUUACGACAAGCCUCCCACCCUCCACUACGCCGGCCCCCAGCCCCGUGGGCCCCUGCACCCGCUCCGCAACCACGUCCCCCCGGCCACUGCCCGUCCCUGGCGUGGGGACGAGGUGGUGGCCAACCAGCACCGCCUGCCCGAGCAGCCCCUGCUCCACCACCAGCAUGAGCUCAUCAAUGGCUACUACGUCCAGCGCAGGCCAGACCCUGCCCCUGUGGCCGCCCACGUGCACCAGGACUUCCAGCCUGCCCUUCACCUGGUGGCCCUGAACACCCCGCUGAGCGGCAGCAUGCGUGGCAUCCGGGGAGCCGAUUUCCAGUGCUUCCAGCAAGCCCGGCAGGUCGGGCUGGCCGGCACCUUCCGCGCCUUCCUGUCCUCGCGCCUGCAGGAUCUCUACAGCAUCGUGCGCAGGGCCGACCGUGCUGCCGUUCCCAUCGUCAACCUCCAGGAUGAAGUGCUCUUCAAUAACUGGGAAGCCCUUUUCACGGGUAGCGGGGCCCCGCUGCGAGCCGGCACCCGCAUCCUCUCCUUCGAUGGCCGGGAUGUCCUACGGGAUGCGGGAUGGCCGCAGAAGAGUGUCUGGCAUGGCUCGGAUGCCAAGGGCCGGCGCCUGCCCGAGAGCUACUGCGAGACAUGGCGGACAGAGGAGCGCGCGGUCACCGGGCAGGCUUCCUCCCUGGCCUCUGGAAAACUCCUGGAGCAGGUGGCCAGCAGCUGCCAGCACACCUUCAUUGUCCUCUGCAUUGAGAACAGCUUCAUGACCGCCACCAAAAAGUGAUACCCGCCCUGGCACCCCCCGAGUCCCCCGUGUCCCCGGGGAGGGUUGGGCCCACCUGCACCCUGGCACCCCUGGGCCCCUCAGCCCCCUCCAUGUGCCUGCUCUCACCCUGCAGGGUUUCCUUCUUCCGCAGACCUGAAGCCAAAGAGUAUUGCCAUGGCCCCUGCCCUGGGUCGGCAGGGGCUCAGGUCCCACUGGGAGCAGGGCAGCCAUAGGCUGGCGGCCUUCCUCCUCGUCCUCCUCUUCCUCUUCUAACUCCUAAUAUUUAACCACUUCAGCUUGUUCCCCUCCCUGCUCGGAUGCUCUUUUUGAGGUGGCUGAGUAGGAGGAUGCUUGGCAGGGAGAUUUCAGUGCUGCCAGGUGGGCUGUCCCCCACAAAAGCCUGUGGGGCCUCUCUCACCUGCCCCCUGGCCCCACGCUGUCCUCACCAGGAGCUUGGGGUUGGGCCCAAAUUCCUGCUGCUGAGGCCAAGGGAUCUUCUCCAGCCAAGACCCCAGCAUCCCACCCAAGGGAAUGUCCCAUGGCAAUGCUGGGGCUCUCCCAUAUAGUCUCCAUCCUCCCCAGAUAAGGACCAUCCCAUCAUCAUCCUCACCUCCACCUCCCAGCCAGCAGAGCUCUGGUGGGGGUCCCAUCUCCCCCAUCCCCAUCUACGCACCCUGGGGUCCCCUGGCUGUGCCCCCGCAGCCCAGGUACAGCCCAGGUACAGCCACAGCCAGCCCAGCACAGGCAUGGGGGUGACAGGGUGGCCCCGAGACGUGGCCAGCUGUGCCCUUGGCACGGGAUUUUCUAUGUGUGUGUAUGUUGAGCACAAGGGCAGGCACUGCCAUCCCCUCCACCCCGUGCCACCUUUGCUGGGCUCGAAUGGUGAAGGCACAGCAAAGCUGGUUGGAAUUGGUGUGGGCAAAUGCAAGGUGCUAAAAAAAAAACCAAAAAA